Vanessa tameamea is the source of this 4004-nucleotide messenger RNA. RefSeq lists its product as uncharacterized. The transcript has 5 exons. Lineage: Eukaryota; Metazoa; Arthropoda; Insecta; Lepidoptera; Nymphalidae. Gene Ontology annotation, cellular component: membrane. The record is from RefSeq and is a predicted model, not a curated record. Gene Ontology annotation, molecular function: monocarboxylic acid transmembrane transporter activity. The coding region runs from base 472 to 2757 and encodes 761 amino acids. Gene Ontology annotation, biological process: transmembrane transport.
GGAAGGAAAGUCAAAGUCCAUGUUCGGCCACAGUUUAGUUAAGAUAGGUAGUGGUAUUCUGUUGAUGUAGAAAGUAAUUUUGUGUUGGUGUUUUAUGUCGAAAACGUAGAUUGUCUAAUCAUAUUAUAUACGUAUGAUAACUUAAAUAUACCGAAUAAAUGCUAUAUAACUCAAUUUAUGGUACAAAUAUAUAAAGCAAUUUCUUAAAAUAAUCUUCCAAAGUAAUCGAAACAAGUGCCUAAUAUUUUCUGUCUUUUGUUAUUUAUAUAUUGUCAUUGAAUAGUGUUCGUCGAGCGUUUAAUGUUUUCCGCGAAGCUUGCAAUGGUCCGAGCUGUUUUCUAGCAUCGUCCUGUACUGUACAAUAUUUUGCAUGAGGUCACGACGGCGGUGUGGUGUACGCAUGGAAGCCCGGCGGACUGGUGACCCCGCGCUGCACUCGUUGCGCGCGAAGUUUCGCCGUGCGCUACCGGGAUGGACCGCGCACGCGUCUCGCCGCCGUCGGAUCGCGCGAACCCUCGGCCGCUCCAAGGAGGAUCCCGCGGAACCCUUGACUCCCCUCCCGCGGAGACCUUAAAUGAACCAGAGACUCCGCGGCCCGCGCCGCGCGCGCUCCCCUCUAUUCCCGAGAGCGAGCCCUUGCUCCGCGAUCCGCUUAGUGUCAGUGAUGUGCCGCGUAGAGCCGGUCGUCCGUUGCACGUGCAGUUCGACGCGCAAUCACCGCCCGUGCCGGUGUCCCUUACCGGCUCCAGUUCCAGUUCCAGCUCUGACGAUGAGGACGUUUCGAUCGCUGAAGCCAGGCCCCCUGACGGCGGUUGGGGUUGGGUCAUUGUCUUUGCCUCGUUCAUGGUUAACCUGAUCGCCGAUGGAAUCACGUUCAGCUUCGGCGUAUUUUUCCCACAUUUUUUGGAGUACUUCGGCGAAGGAAAGGGAAAAACCGCAUGGAUCGCCGGUAUUUUUAUGGCGAUGCCGCUGCUCUCGGGACCUAUCGCAAGUUUUCUAACAGAUAGAUAUGGUUGCCGUCGCAUGACCAUAUUUGGUUCAAUACUAGCGUUUCUAGGUUUUGUCAUUUCUGCCUUCGUGGAUAACAUGGAGACACUGUUUCUUACAUUCGGUAUCAUGGCUGGAUUUGGACUGAGUUUAUGUUACGUGGCGGCCGUAGUUAUCGUCGCUUAUUAUUUUGAAAAGAAACGUUCACUCGCUACCGGGAUCUCCGUGUGUGGAAGUGGAAUUGGCACAUUUAUAUUUGCGCCAUUGACAUAUAUCUUAUUAGAUGAAUAUGGGUGGCGUGGAACUACAUUAAUACUCGCGGGAUUUUUCUUAAAUAUGGCCGUAUGUGGAUUGUUAUUCCGUGAUUUGCCAUGGACAGCUACAAUGAACGAAGAAAGAGCAAAAGAGAGAAAAAGGAGAAGAGAGAGAAAACGAAACAAACGUUUCGGCUCCGUGGCGGCAUCUGUGGACAGCGUUUCAGACACGAAAAGUAGUGCAGCCGGCUCGAUGAAAGUGAACGAUGCAGUGGAUAUAGAGGCAGUUACUUCAUCAAUAGUUCCACAAUUCAGUUCCUUAGUAGACCUGCCUACAUUCAUGACCGGAGGCGAGGGAGUUUCGUUAGAAGUAUUUGAAUUAAUGUCCAACAGAGGACGUGCUUAUGCUCUCUUAGCACAGAAUUACCCAGGCGUGAUGUUACCAUCGAGGAGUUUUAGUGAUAGUGGGCGGUUACACGAACAGUCACCACCUAAAGCGUUGAUGUCACCAGGAAUCAAUACUCCUGGGACUCUAUCACCAUCAUCUCUACCAAGUGCUCAAGGAUCAACCACAACAAGAGCGCCUAUAAACGAGAAAGCAGCUGUGUCCCUUUGGUUAAAGAGGCAGGCGUCUGGGUCGACGAAGAAGCCGCCAGCUUUUCUAAAAGAUCUAAGGAUACACAGACAUUCCUUAACGUAUAGAGGGGCUAUGCUUAAUAUAAAUCGAUAUAGAUUACGUGCGUCUUCCUGCCCUAAUAUUUUCAGAAACUCUAUGACGACUAUUGCCAAAGGAAAGGUGCAAUGGUAUGCCGGUCUUUGGGACUUUUGGGACUUGGUUGUGGACGUUCUGGACUUUUCUCACUUCCGUAACCCUGCCUUUCUUGUGUUCGCAAUGUCCAAUUUUCUCCUUUACAUGUGGUACGAUGUACCCUACGUGUAUAUCGCAGACAAUGGGCUCAACAUGGGCUUCAAUGAAUCGCAGGCAUCGAUGUUGAUAUCCAUCAUUGGCAUUGUUAAUAUGUUUGGAGAGAUAUUCUUAGGAUGGGUGGGUGACUGGGAGUGCGCGAACCCUAGCUUGGUGUACGCAGUCUGUAUGAUCCUGUGUGGAGUUGUUACCUUCAUCAUGCCACUUCUCAGCAGCUAUUUCGGACUCGCCGCUGCAUCUGGAGCAUUUGGUGCCUUCAUUGCCGCAAACUAUUCCCUUACGAGCAUUAUUCUUGUGGAACAGAUAACGCUGGAGAAGUUCACGAAUGCGUAUGGAUUGUUGCUACUUAUUCAAGGUCUGGCGAACCUUGUUGGACCUCCAUUGGCUGGUUGGGUCUACGACAUCACGGAUUCUUAUGAUUUGUCAUUCUACUUAUCGGGAGUUUUUAUCGGAAUAUCGGGUAUAAUACUAUUUUUUAUGCCAAUUUACAAUCAAAUAAGGCAAUACAACUCUCUUCGCAAGAGAAAGACACAGAAUAAUGAGCCACAAGUAAACGGUGAAGCGAAACAGAACGGUAAACUUGUUUUGUAGAUUUUAGAAGAUUACAAAAAAUAACCUGGAAAAUAUGUGAUUGAAUAUUUAGAAUAUCAUAGAAAGGUUAUAGAGUAGGAAUUAUACACAGACUAGAUGUAAGCUAAUUUAUAGAAAAAAGAUGAUGUAGGAUGAUAGAGUUCAGGUAUUUUGAAGUAUCUGACUCAAUUGUUAGAAGCAAAUGUAUUACCAACCGACCAACGUAUUACCAAGCGACCUUAAAUAAUAUGCUAGAAAACAGAAAGUAAGGUAGCCAUCGUGAGGACGAACUUUAUAGCAGACACUAAGAAUAUUAUAAUUCUAAGAUACUUUACGCAGAAUUCUUAUUCACUUUGAAACAAAUACCUUUAAUAUGUGUAAUAUAGGAAAAAAUUUGCUUUAUUAGAAUAACUUAGUAAGAUAAUAAACAAAGAUUCAAAUAUAUUCGCGCGAUCCAGCGAUCAAUAAAUUAAGGUUGUGCGACACACAACAGGAUCGCUAUCGCCUUUGGUAUCCGUAGUUAACCUGGACAUUGCUAGUGAGAGAUGGAGCUACGCUCCCCCCCCCGAUAUGUGUGAACUGGUGCCUACUAUAAAUGUAUAAAAAGUUGUUAUUAAACAUGUUAAACUCAAAUUCAAUACAUUUUAAAAAAUUCGCUCUCUUCGAAGUCUCGUAUCCCGGACGUACCGCGAUAAAGAAUCCUCGGGCUCUUUUUAUGUUCUCUAGAAAUAAUUGUUAACUAUGCACACGUUAAUAAUGACACAGUUACGAUAUUUUCUUAUCCAAACUAAAUUGUGUGUAGCCCCAGUACUUUUUUACAUGGAUUCGCGUGAAAUAUUAGUUUUAUAAAUAUAAAUGAAUAAAACCAAGUCUUAUAAACAAUGGAAAAUGAUUAGCAUUAAGGACACGAUUAACGAUUCCCUAAAAGUAUUCUAAAUAUUAACCAAAAGUGGAGACGAUAGCUGCUACGAUAUAAAUGUAUAGAAAUCCAUAGAAAUCUAGUUGGAAGUGUGGAUUAGGAUCGUUGGUAUUAGAAUCACAGUUGAUGUUUAGUGGCUUUAUAGUGUUGUUUGAGCUGUUUGUAGUAAUGCUUGUAAGGUUGGAAUUAUUAGAAUGUCUUUGAAGUAAGUUAAGUAAUAGAUGGGAACGGAAAGUCACAUAAGGUGGAAGUGGACAGCCACAAAAAAAAAAGAAGUAAAUGUCAAGAUAAGCAUUGUAUUUGCGUUUAUUUCAAAUUUAAAUUUAUAUUGUCAAAGCAAAAAAAGAAA